Messenger RNA from Peromyscus maniculatus bairdii (prairie deer mouse), 2574 nucleotides. Lineage: Eukaryota; Metazoa; Chordata; Mammalia; Rodentia; Cricetidae. The record is from RefSeq and is a predicted model, not a curated record.
AUGUUUUGGAGCCCCACCCUUCACAGCAGUGGUAAAACAAAAGCCACUUGCCUAGAAAGAGCAGUUCCUGAUUUUGCAAGGACUGCCUGUAUAACAUACUCUCGACAAGGAGGCACCAUACUGCAUAGGCAAUAUACUUUGUGUCUGUUCUUUUUGCAAGAGGACGAACCAUCUGCAAACUUUUGGCAACUGGAAGAGGCUAUGAUCCCAAACCUCACAUUUCUGCUUUGUCUUGGACUGAGUCUGGGCCCCAGGAACCAAGUGUUGGCAGGGGGCCUCUCCAAACCCACACUCAGAGCUGUGCCAAGUAAUGUGGUAACCACUGGGGAGAAGGUAACUCUAAUUUGUGAAGGCCCCUUAGAUGCCCAGGAAUACAAGCUCUAUAAAGAAGGAAAUCCAGAUUUCCAGAUACCAACAGCUAAUGAAGACAUUGAAAAAAAUAACAAGAUCAUUAUCUCCUCCAUUAGAAGUCAGGAUGCAGGCCAAUAUCGGUGUUAUUAUAAAUGCCCUAAUGGCACAUCAGAACACAGUGACACCCUGGAGCUCUUGGUGACAGGAGUCUACUCCAGCAAAGUCACCCUUUCAUCCCUGACCAGCCCUGUGGUGACCUCAGGAAGUGAUGUGACUCUUCAGUGCUCCUCACAAGAGGAAUACAACAGUUUCAUUCUAGUAAAGGAAGAUCAAAAAUUUUCUAGUGCCAUGGCCUCACAGGACAUAUACACUGGUAUAUUCCAGGCCCUGUUCACAGUGGGUCCUCUGACUCCACAACAGAGAUGGAGAUUCACCUGUUAUGGCUAUUACCUGAACAGCUUACAGCUGUGGUCAGUACCCAGUAACAGCCUAGAACUCCUGGUUUCAGGGUCCCUCCACAAACCCAACAUCUGGGCUGAGCCAGGCACUCUGAUCACAUUAGGGAGUCUUGUCACCAUCUGGUGUGAGGGGACCAGAGAAACCAAAAUAUAUGUGCUACAUAAAGAGGGAAGUCCAGAUCCCUGGGACAGACAGACCCAAAGGGAUCUCAACAAUAAGGCAAAAUUCACUAUCCCUUCUGUGACAAAAAUGCAUGCAGGGAAUUUUCACUGUUACUGUUACAACUCUGCUGGGUGGUCACAAAACAGUGAUACCUUGGAGCUGGUGGUGACAGGAGUCUAUCCCAGCAAAGUGUCCUUGUCAGCCCAGCAUAGCCCUGUGGUGACCUCAGGAGGUGAUGUGACCCUUAAGUGUUUCUCACAGCAUGGAUAUAACAGGUUCAUUCUAAUUAUGGAAGAUGAGAAAUUCUCCAGGCCCAUGGUAUCACAGUAUACAUACUACAGGGACUUCUGGGCUCAGUUCAAAGUGGGUCCUGUGAAUCCCAAAAAGAGAUGGAUCUUCACAUGCUAUGGCUAUUACUGGAACAGCCCCCAGCUGUGGUCAGUACCCAGUAACCAUCUAGAGCUCCUAAUCUCAGGGACCCUCCACAAACCCACCAUCUGGGCUGAUCCAGGCACUCUGAUCACAUUAGAGAAUCCUGUCACCAUCUGGUGUGAGGGGACCAGAGAAACCCAAAUGUACGUGCUACAUAAAGAGGGAAGUCCAGAACCCUGGGACAGACAGACCCAAAAGAAUGACAACAAUAAGGCAAAAUUCACCAUCCCAUCUGUGACAACACUGCAUGCAGGGAAAUAUCACUGUUACUCCUACAACUCUGCUGGGUGGUCAGAGCGCAGCGAUACCCUAGAGCUGGUGGUGACAGGAGUCUCCAUCAAACCCAGACUGACAGCCCUGAACAGCCCUGUUGUAACCGUAGGACAGUCUGUGAACCUCUCAUGUACCUCAAAUCAGAGAUACAACGGGUUCAGUUUAAUUAAGAACAAGCAGAAGUUUUCCAGCUCCAUGGGCUCACAGAAUGUAUAUACUGGGCUGUCUUCUGCCAGGUUCCAAGUGAGUCUCAUGACCUCCAGCCAAAGAUGGAGUUUCAGAUGCUAUGGCUAUCACACAAGCAACCCUCAAGUGUGGUCAGAAGGGAGUGACAUCCUAGAUAUUCUAGUCUCAGGGUCAUCCAGGAAGCCCUCCCUGAUAACCCAGCAAAGACCUAUCUUGGCCCCUGGAGAGAAGCUGACCCUCCAGUGUUACUCAAACAUGAGUUAUGACAGAUUUCUUCUUUCCAAGGAGGGCAGAAAUGAUGUCCCACAGAUAUCUGCCAAUUUUACCCAGGCUGGAAAGUCUCAUGCAAACUUCACCUUACACUCUGUGAAUUUCACCACUGGUGGCCGGUAUACAUGCCAUGGUUCAUACAACACCUCUUCUGAGUGGUCAGCACCCAGUGACCCUCUGAAUAUCCUGAUCACAGGACAUCCUCCUGUCUCACCCAACCUCUCAGUGCAUCCAGGUACCACCGUGUCCUCAGGAGAGAAAGUGACCCUGUUGUGUAAAUCAUCAAUCCCAGUGGACAGCUUCCUUCUGUUCAAGGAGGGUGCAUUCCAUUCCCACAUGCAUCAAAUAUCAAAGCUCCAAGAUUCACAAUAUCAGGCAGAAUUCUCCAUGAGUGCUGUGACUCCAUCCGUUGGGGGUAUCUAUAUGUGUUUUGGUUCUCAA